This is a messenger RNA of Xylaria bambusicola, 1499 nucleotides long. RefSeq lists its product as uncharacterized. The record is from RefSeq and is a predicted model, not a curated record. The coding region runs from base 228 to 965 and encodes 245 amino acids. The transcript has a single exon. Lineage: Eukaryota; Fungi; Ascomycota; Sordariomycetes; Xylariales; Xylariaceae.
CAGUCUUAUCGUACCCAGUUAAUUUUCCAAGAGCUCCUUGGAGCUCAACAACCCAUGCUUGCGCAAAGGCACACUACGCAAAGCUUCACACAUUUUUCCUUAAGGCAGUAAUGAAUAUCAUGUGUUCUCCAUACAUACAAUAGCUGUAGCAGCCCCUCCUCUCAAUCGCACACUUCAUCCCAACAUCGCGACCCUCGGCGCAAGCAGCAAAGAGCCCAACCAACAACAUGGCGCCCUCCACAAAGGGGACAAACCCCGCGCCCAACUACACCGUAGCAAUGAAUCAAGUACAAACACAGAUCGAAGCCCAGCUACGCAUAGUGCGCUCCUUCAUGCCCUCGCGAGCGCCGCCGCCCAACGCGCAAACCGCAACUACAAAGCCCACUCCAUCCUUCUCCGCGCUCGCAACCAGCACAUCCAAACCGUCCCUCCUUCCGCGCCAGCGCGCCCCAAAACAAGACGCAGAAAGUCUAUUCGCCGAGACGCGCGCGCAGGACCCGAACGCAGGCCUCGGGUUCGGGCAAUCUUCGAAACGCGCAGCCGAGCGCGAGAAAGAGCGCGAGAACCAGAUCCUGCGCUCGCGCCUCCUAGGCCGGAAGCGCGGGGCAGCACCCGACGCAUCAGGCAGGACGCGGCACCAUGGCGAGAGCAGCGACGAGGAGCCUGGGCGGAGCGGAUUAGGACGAGCCAAGAAGCGGGCUCGAAGGGAGGAAUCGCGAGAAGAAGGGGAAGAAGGCAUUGGACCGGAGCUCGAGCUGGAAAAGGCCGGCGCAAAGCAGGUAGGAGAGGACAGUGCAGCGAAUGACGAGGAAGAGACUGGGGAUGUAAAUAUGAAGACUGGCGUCUCAGAUCCGGCACCGGAUGGCGCAGAAGGCGCCCCGGCCGAAGGGGCGAAGAAGCGGAAACGGAAAAAGAAGAAUAAGAAGAGGAAAAAGGAGAAAUCUGAAGAGGCAACGGCCGAAUAGCAUGCUACUAAGCCAUUGUUUCGUCUGACGGGAGCGUCACCGCUAACAAUGUGCCCCUGAAUUCACUUGGUUAUGAAAGUGAAUACAUAAAUCAGCAAAGACAAAGCUUCCGAUCUCAUCUUAAAUCGCCAUUCCAACCCAGCUCACUAAUAUCACCUCAUCAUCGACAUCACCAUCAUCACGAUAAAAUAUCCAGUUAUCUGCUUCUUGUUUUCAUUUUUAUCUAGAUGAGUAUUAAAUCAGCCUAGCGAGUCAACGUCCAUUGACCGCUGAGACCUUCGUUCGCGUGGAAAACGAAGCAGCUAAAAUGCUUUUUUCGUUCCAUUUUUUCGAGGUAUCCAUGUAAAUUUUCUUCGCGGAGAUGGGAAUCAAGAUAAAAGCAAGACGAAACCUCCUAGUAAUGAUACAUUCCCCGUAGAGGAACAACUUCAGAAAGUAGAAAAAAAAAAACCCCCCCAAGCAACCAGAAUUGUAAAGAGCAGACGGAGAAACUCGGUCCCCGCCAUGCUCCCCAACGUACCAGUCGCGUCCCCC